GGAAAACACCCAAACCAUAGAGCUCAGUUCCUAGCUAGGCCUCUACCAGCCACUUCCGCUCGUCCGCCUAAUACCGCGCCUGCGCACCGCCUGUCUUCCUUUCUGGGCUCGGACCUAGGUCGCGGCGACAUGGCCAAACGUACCAAGAAAGUCGGGAUCGUCGGUAAAUACGGGACCCGCUAUGGGGCCUCCCUCCGGAAAAUGGUGAAGAAAAUUGAAAUCAGCCAGCACGCCAAGUACACUUGCUCUUUCUGUGGCAAAACCAAGAUGAAGAGACGAGCUGUGGGGAUCUGGCACUGUGGUUCCUGCAUGAAGACAGUGGCUGGCGGUGCCUGGACGUACAAUACCACUUCCGCUGUCACGGUAAAGUCCGCCAUCAGAAGACUGAAGGAGUUGAAAGACCAGUAGACGCUCCUCUACUCUUUGAGACAUCACUGGCCUAUAAUAAAUGGGUUAAUUUAUGUAACAAAA
Messenger RNA from Pan troglodytes (chimpanzee), 471 nucleotides. RefSeq names its product ribosomal protein L37a (gene RPL37A). The record is from RefSeq and is a predicted model, not a curated record. Gene Ontology annotation, molecular function: large ribosomal subunit rRNA binding; structural constituent of ribosome. Lineage: Eukaryota; Metazoa; Chordata; Mammalia; Primates; Hominidae. The transcript has 4 exons. Gene Ontology annotation, cellular component: ribosome; cytosolic large ribosomal subunit. Gene Ontology annotation, biological process: translation. The coding region runs from base 130 to 408 and encodes 92 amino acids.